Orbicella faveolata is the source of this 12171-nucleotide messenger RNA. RefSeq names its product ubiquitin carboxyl-terminal hydrolase 34-like. Lineage: Eukaryota; Metazoa; Cnidaria; Anthozoa; Scleractinia; Merulinidae. Gene Ontology annotation, molecular function: cysteine-type deubiquitinase activity. Gene Ontology annotation, biological process: protein deubiquitination. The record is from RefSeq and is a predicted model, not a curated record. Gene Ontology annotation, cellular component: nucleus; cytosol.
GAGACCACUUGGACAAGUUUCUGCGUUUGGAUACAUAACAACUAUUACUUAACACUCAUUUCGUUCAAAUCAUACAAACCUUUAAUUUUCUAUCACUCUUUUUAAUUCUUAUUUGAAACUGAAGAUUUGAAAAUUCUAGACCUUCAGCAGUUAUCACGCCAGAAACUGCACUCACGCCACUCCAUCUCAACACCAUGAAUUUCUUAAACUUUUACUUAUUUUUAUUAUGUACUUAGAAUUUCACCACGUUCCCCUCCCUGGCUUCUCGUUUACCCCCUCUUCCUCCCCUUUGAAUGACUCUCACGUAGUAUAGUACUUUACUGGCUUGAUGUUCUUAACUUCCUAGUUAGUUAGUAAAGUCUACAUGAGUAGUCCCUCUUUUGCUUAGUCCGUCGUGCCUGACAAGAAAGAAAACCGCACUUCUCGCCCCAGGAUUUUGCGCGGCCAUUUUCUUCGCGUCAGGAACGGGUGACGUACACGUGACGGGUCAACAGUCCCAUAUUUUUUCCACUGAAGGGAGGACCUGAAAGUUUGUGCCCUUUCAGGUACCUUUUCCGCUAUUACCCAGAAGUCCUCGCGUUUAAUAUUUUGACUGGGCUCGAGGCUAAAAACCAAAAUGGCGCGAGAACGUGGUGAAAACACUUCCGAAAUUUCCCCUACUGAAACUUCAAAGAAAUGCUAAAACACUUGUGUUUUGCGUCAAAUUUCUCGCUCCUGACGGGAAAAUGGCAGACUGCUGUAAAGAGUUGCUACUAAUCGUUGAUAAAUAUAACUCGGAAAAUCCAGAAUUUGGAAAGGAUGAUGUUGUGGAGGUUGUGUCUUUUGUCCUGUCCUGGCCUCAGCGGCAGUGUAGGUGUAUAUUCAGAGAUCAACUGCACUUGGCGCGUCUUGAAGAUCUGCUUCAGCGUCUCUUAAAAUGUGCCGUCGAUCGCAUUUGCGAGCUUCGUGUUCCUGCUGUCGAAGAAGGGAAGAAGGGAAAUGAACCCACAUGCAGUGGUGAUCAAACCGACGUGGACCCAAACGAGUGGUCGCAACCAGAUAAGGAGAGGCUGUUUCUCGCUGUGGGAAAAAUCUUUCAGCUUCCUUUUCCUUUUUAUCAAGUGCGAAAGAUCCAUCUUUUGCGGCAGGAAACAACAAGUAAAGACUGUUCAAAGUACUGUGAUGUGAAUGAUGGUGAAGUACCAGAAGCCCUUCUGAUCAAUGUUGCCUACUUCUGUGACAAUGGUGGCCUGUCUGCCAUAAGAGAAGCCUUCCAAGAUGCCGAUCCUACGUCUUUGCCAUUUCCUCUUGCUCAUCAUCUUAUCAACAUUGUAACUCAGCUUCGUUUAUGGUUUAGCAUCCAAGCAAUCAUGCAGUAUAUUAUUCCACUUCGAAGACCAGUCAUAAGAUACCUCUGCAAACUAACUGAUAAAGAUCUGCGGCAGCCAGAUGGUCGUAUCAUGGUGGACUCCAUGUGGAGUGCUGUUAAGGGACCUGUUGAAUCUGGGCCCAUCUGUGAUAAGGAUAGCUUGGAUCUGGCCUUUAAAUAUUUAACGUCAUCCACUUUGACAGUGAGACUUGCUGGCUUGAAUCAAAUAACAAACCAGGUUCACAUGUUUAUGGACCUCUUCCAGACAGACCCAGCUGCUGAAAUAGACAGGCAAUGCUUGUGUACAGAACUUUCUCAAUGGUUGAUAGAGAACAAACUUGUGGAGCAUUUGUUUGGUCCAAAUCUGCACGUUGAGCUUCUUAAACAGUCUCAGAUCAUAUUGAACUAUCUGGCGCGGGAAACUUGCCUCACGACCUCUCACUUGGACUGCAUCUGGCUUGCAGCACAGCUCAAACAUGUAAGCCGUUAUGUUCAUGACCUGCUGACAGUGCUCACAAAGCACAUGGACAUGCCCUCUAUUCUGUACCUGUUGGACCUGGUUUCCAAGCUGCCUCCAAUGGCGCACACACGACAGACUCUUUACCUUGCCUCUGUUCUGAUCAGAAUUGUCUGGAGGGCAGGAUUAUCCUCUGCUGCUGUUGAGUCUGGUCCGUCUGCGCAUACAAACAGCCCUGUUCAUGGACCAAUGACUUCUGGUACUGCAAAUGCCGCAAUGGUAGCCUCGGCUAUGCAGCGGAAAUUCAGUCGCACUGCAAGUCUCAGCCAAAGCAGCAGCAGGAGUGGAAGUGUGAGUGACAUCAGUUGCGACGGUGAACAGCUUGAUAUGGAUGAAUCACCAACACAUCGUCAGCAAAAAUAUACUCAUCUUUCCUCACAGGGGAGUGCUGACAUGGACACAGAGGAGAUCCCUCACCCCCCUGACCUCAGACAGCCCUACCCUGGCCAAGCAGAAGAUUACUCCAGCCAAGAAAAAACAGGUGGAGAAGAUGCAGACAUUGACAGCACCAGCUGCACCAACAGUCGUGGCAGCUCUCUGUCUGACAGGCAUGACCUGGAUGAGUUUGAUGCUGAGGGUGUGCAAGAUGAGCUGACACAGCUCAAGACAGUGGCAGCACUGCGUGUCAUGCAGGAUGAAGGAGAUGAACGAGAGAGAAGCCUGGGGUUUGAUUUGAACACAGUGUGCGAGGAAGGAAAGACUCUACUCUGGGAUCUGAUUCAAGAUGAUAAAGCUAUCCACCUUGCUGAUGGCCUGGUUCAAGAAGCGGAAAAGCUACUUUGUCAGUUGAUUUGUUACACUGGAGAGAAGAAGAUCAGAAUGAAGUUCAUUGAGGGAUGUGUGGCUAACUUGGCUGCCAACAGGUCUGUGGUGAUGUCAAUUCAGCUGCUGCCCAAACUGUUCAGCUCAUUCCAGCAGUUUGUUUCUGGUGAUCAGGGCCCUCACUGGGUGACAGCAUGGGCCAGUCGAGAGUUGAACAUGAUGGAGCUGUUCUUUAACAACAUUACCCACUGUGUGGAAACUGUGGCUCAGGGGGAUGUUACUGGCAGUUCCCUGUACAGCCCUAUAGAAGAAGUGCAGGCUAGACUGCAGUUUCUGUCCUCUGUGUUUUCAUGUGAGCUCUCACAACAAGAUUUCAAGUUGAGUACAAGUCAAGUUGAUGUACUGUGGCACUGUUUAGUGUGUGACUCAGAUAGGUCUGACGACACACUGGAGUGGUUUUUACAACAAGCUCAGAGUAAAGAAUUCCAUGCUUUGGAUGCUUCUGCUUUGCAGUAUAUUUUUACUGAAAAGCUGCCAUCUCUGCCGGCUGAAAAGUUUACCAUGACUGGUCUACAUCUUCUACAGCAACUGUACAAGAUGUUCAAAUACUCUGAUGUGAAAACCUCUGAUCCUACAAAGCCAUGUGGAAUAGAUCAGUUGUGGAAGAUAGCUGUUCAGGCCAGAUCUACCGAGGUCAGCUGGGCAGCCAUCUCAUACCUGAACUCACUCUACAUCAAUGCAAAUGGUGGUUGCCUGAAAUUUGAAGACGAGUUUAUUCAGAGAUGUAUGACCAUCAUUGGAGGGGCUUCACAACAUCUCAACAUGGAACAGAACCUCCAGAUUAUGGAAAGAGGACUGCUUUUACUGAAGAGUCACAUCGAGAGCUUCAAAAGAAGGUUCGCAUUUCAUUUGCGUCUGUGGUGGUUAGAAGGAAGAGGGAUUACCUGCCAUCAACAGAUAGCUCAGAGACCAACAGAGAAACAUUAUCCCAUCAGAGUCUUGUGUGAACCUGCUGGACUCUCAGACAGGGGUACAUUUGAGAUGAACUCAUCAGAUCUUGUCGCCGACCUUCGUGCAGAGGUGACCUUCUGGUGCAAACAGCUGCAAGAGAAACUUAGGAAGGACCCUCAGCUUGGAGACAGCUUAUCUCAACACACACCCCUCUCUCCGUACACCCCACAGUUGCACCCCCCUUUCAGGCUCAUAUCCCAGGGGCAUGAAUUAACCCCCAACUUAGAUGAAAAAAGUCUCGCAGAAGUUGGCUUUAAAGACUUGCAGCGGGUUUUUGUAUCUGUUGGAGCUGUAAGAAGAGACAGGCAUUAUGAUAGUGGUUACAUUCCUUCCUCCUCGCUCCCGUCGCCCAAGUGGGACUCCAUCCCCAUGAUUAUUCUCCUUCAAGAACAAUUCUUUGAACAACUUUUCUCCUUCUUAGAAGCUUUGGAUUGCUUUGUCGCGUCAAGGAGUAGCCCGACUGAAAAGUCAUUGCCUGGUUCUUCGAUGGCACUUCAAACAUCUCAAGAAACAGUCGCUGCUGAAGGGGCUCUAGAUCAGAUUGAAGAUAUGGACGAUAGCACUGAACACGAAGACAAACCUCCUCUGCUCCCACUAAUGGAAAGCAGAGUUGAAUUUUUAUGUGGCAUUACUUGGGAGCUCUUGUUUCUUUUGCCAACAAAUCAAUCCAUUCUAAACAAACUGAAGUAUUUUGGUCGUGUUCUGCACAUGGACUCGAAAGGCUGUGAUAGUAAAAGUGAUACAGAUCAAAAAACGGAGAAAGCUCAACCCGAGGAAAAACUUUGGGAGUCGUUAUUGGAUCCGAAUUUCCCUCACAAACUAUUGUAUUCUCUUCAAGUGAUAGACUUGAUACACAACUCCUCAAAGGAGACACAGGCACAGUUUUCGCCCACUUAUUCUCGACUAAGUAGCGAUUCUGAUAUCUCUGAUAAUGAUGACGAGAAAGAGGCAGCCAUACCACAGGUUCAAGCUGCCUCGUGGGGCUCACAGUUCAUUGACUUUGGAGGACUUGGUCACUUGUAUCAUAUUCUCAUGUCAGGUUGUUUAGAAGUCAGUGGCAGUUCACUAUGGACGCAAUGGCGGCAAGAAUGUCUUGCGCACCUGUUGAAACUAAUUUGCGAAUUUGGGACGAUGAAACGUAACAGUGAUGACGAUGAUGAUGUGUUUGCAUCGUCAGAAAGUGACUCGAAUAAGCUGCAGAUUCAGAAGAAGGAUGGACAGUUCCGAGUCAGAUACAAGAGUACGGACAAAGAGGAAGUGAUAUGCAUCAAGUGCUUGUCUUCCAAUCUUAUGUCAAUUGUUAAUGUGAACUCACUGUUGGAGAAACUGCUUCACAUAUCCUAUCAAGCAACUCUGCCCAUCCAUGGUGGUCAGAACAGAGUCAGUGGAGGAGAAGUUGUUCACCAUGCUGUGUCUCUACUGGUUUCUGCUGCUUUUACGGAUGGUACCGUUAGAAGCUCGCUUCUUCAACAGAGUAACUUUAAACCUUGGCUUCAGCAGCUGGUGUUAUUAGCCAAAGAGCCAAGUGUGAGAUUUGAAGCCUGCCGUGGUCUUUACCGACUGAGUCUCAUCAAGGAGAACUCCUGCCUCAUACAGUUGAUGGACGCCCUGCUGGACUCCCUUCCAUUAGCGCAAUCUCUUCAAUCACGAGAAAGCUCUCACGCCAGGCGACAAGAGCCCAGUGCACGAGAAUACUUCUCUAUUCUGUGUAGACUUGUGGAUGGUCUCCCUAGUGUGGAGGGAGGUGAAAAGGAUCAUGAAGUGGACUUGGAUUCUUUGGCUAAACUGCUCGCCAAAUACAUACGAGACUGCCGACCACGUACAAAGCAAAAGUAUGGUAGCCAUGAAAAUGAAGGCCUGAGCGGUAUGUUGAAACUCUGUACAGCUGUUAUGAGGCAUGAUCCAUCAUUCAAGAUGUCCCGUGAUGGACUGGUAAGUGACGUUUUUGUGGCACUGUUGCUAGGCAACACUAGCCACUAUUCAACUCUGUUAGAGUUUUCAUUCCUUCAUUUUGAUUGUUUAGAUGGCAGAAAACGUUCCUCUUACGGAUGGCAUUACUGGCCUCACGACAAUGGCCGUUCCCCAUGUGGGCUGGUAGGAAUGAUCAAUUUAGGAGCCACGUGUUACAUGGCCUCGUGUAUGCAGCAGCUCUACAUGAUGCCGCAAGCCAGGGCCGCUAUUCUAAACUCAAGGCUCACCGACGAUGUCAAACAUGAAGUUCUCCUGCGUGAAAUGCAAAGGAUGUUCUGUUUCUUAAUGGCAAGUGAAAGAAAGGCUUACAACCCUAAAACCUUUUGCCGGACAUACACUAUGGACAAACAACCUCUGAACACUGGCGAGCAAAAGGACAUGACAGAGUUCUUUACGGACCUGAUCGGCAAAAUAGAGGAAAUGUCUCCAGCUCUGAAAGUGUUGGUUAGAGAUUUGUUUUGUGGGGAGAUAAGCAACAAUGUGGUGUCACUGGACUGUUCACAUGUCAGCAAAACAAGAGAAGAAUUCUACUCUGUACGGUGCACUGUGGCAGACAUGAAAAGCCUCUAUGAAUCUCUUGAUGAAGUGACCAUCAAAGACACACUGGAUGGGGAUAACAUGUACACUUGUUCCCAGUGCGGAAAGAAAGUCAGAGCUGAGAAAAGGGCUUGUUUCCAAGUUCUUCCUCGCAUCCUUUGUUUCAACACAAUGCGCUAUGCCUUCAACAUGGUGACCAUGAUGAAAGAAAAAGUAAACACGCACUUCUCUUUUCCACUGCAACUCAACAUGGCGCCAUACACUGAGGACUUCCUGAUGGGAGACAAACAAGAACAAGACCCUCAGCUCGACCUAAGUUACUGGUAUCAAUUGAUUGGAGUUGUAGUCCACACUGGUACAGCGGAGGGGGGACACUACUACAGCUUUAUCCUUGACCGGUCCUCCCCUCAGGGGCGUGAUCAGUGGUUCUUGUUCAAUGAUGCUGAAGUGAAGCCAUUUGAUCCUGCGCAGAUAGCGUCAGAAUGCUUUGGCGGCGAAAUGACAACCAAGACAUACGAUGCAGUGACGGAGAAGUUCAUGGACUUUUCAUUUGAGAAGACACACAGCGCGUACAUGCUUUUCUAUGAGCGAUGUGAUCCAAACGAGAAAGACCUGUUGGCACAGACGCCGAACAUCGAGUUGAGCCAAGAGUUGGCUGAUUGGAUAUGGCACGAUAACAUCCAGUUCUUACACGACAAACACGUGUUCGAUACAACGUACUUCAAUUUCAUGUGGCUUAUAUGCAGCAAUAUUCCACCUUCGGUCCCAGAAUCCAACGAGGUCGUACUCUCCAAUGUCCAACUGGGGACGUCAUUCUUGUUGGAAACUCUUGUCCAUGCCAAGGAGAAACUUCUGAUAAAGAACUGGGCAGACCUUCUGUUGGCACAGUACGCUCAGUCUUCUGUGGUCUGUCAGUGGUUUCUGCAGACUUUGCCAAGCGAGGACUGGUUGCUUCAGGUGCUGGUCAAGUGUCCCAUACAAAGUAUCCGACACUUCCAACCUUUCAUAAUAUUCUCUUCCCGACUUAUCAUCCAUUUGUGUAGGGCUUGUUUCCAAGUUCUUCCUCGCAUCCUUUGUUUCAACACAAUGCGCUAUGCCUUCAACAUGGUGACCAUGAUGAAAGAAAAAGUAAACACGCACUUCUCUUUUCCACUGCAACUCAACAUGGCGCCAUACACUGAGGACUUCCUGAUGGGAGACAAACAAGAACAAGACCCUCAGCUCGACCUAAGUUACUGGUAUCAAUUGAUUGGAGUUGUAGUCCACACUGGUACAGCGGAGGGGGGACACUACUACAGCUUUAUCCUUGACCGGUCCUCCCCUCAGGGGCGUGAUCAGUGGUUCUUGUUCAAUGAUGCUGAAGUGAAGCCAUUUGAUCCUGCGCAGAUAGCGUCAGAAUGCUUUGGCGGCGAAAUGACAACCAAGACAUACGAUGCAGUGACGGAGAAGUUCAUGGACUUUUCAUUCGAGAAGACACACAGCGCGUACAUGCUUUUCUACGAGCGAUGUGAUCCAAACGAGAAAGACUUGUUGGCACAGACGCCGAACAUCGAGUUGAGCCAAGAGUUGGCUGACUGGAUAUGGCACGAUAACAUCCAGUUCUUACACGACAAACACGUGUUUGAUACAACGUACUUCAAUUUCAUGUGGCUUAUAUGCAGCAAUAUUCCACCUUCGGUCCCAGAAUCCAACGAGGUCGUACUCUCCAAUGUCCAACUGGGGACGUCAUUCUUGUUGGAAACUCUUGUCCAUGCCAAGGAGAAACUUCUGAUAAAGAACUGGGCAGACCUUCUGUUGGCACAGUACGCUCAGUCUUCUGUGGUCUGUCAGUGGUUUCUGCAGACUUUGCCAAGCGAGGACUGGUUGCUUCAGGUGCUGGUCAAGUGUCCCAUACAAAGUAUCCGACAUAUGUUUGCUCGACUCUGCUUGGAUGUCAUUCAGAUCCUGAGGCCUCUCUAUGUGACCCGCUCAGAAGACGAUGGAGAAGUUGAAGAAGCCGAGAGGGUGUACUUCGUUUAUGUCAGCGGGUUUGUUAAAGCCGUCUUCAGACUGUUGGAACAGAACAUCAAGGCUUAUGUCAAGAAUCUUUCCGAGGUGUUCUGGUUCAUUCACCAGUUUGCUGUACUUGGCAAAGACGAGCGUGAAUUUCUUUUGAAAAUGGACGCCAUAUCAGUGAUGGUGGGAUUCUAUCUUGGAACAAAAGCGUCUGAAUUGAAUGACUCGACAACUGAAGAUGAUGAUGAUGGUGAUGAUGAUGAUGACGAAGAGGUGGUUACCAUUCUCCCAGAAGAUAAAUAUCGCGUGGGGUCCCUGGAGAAGAUGAUCUCUGUCAUGGCGCUGUUAGUCGAGGAAUCCCGUGGCGAGAGACAAUUGCAUCUCUCAGAAAAUGACUUAGCUGCAUUAACAGGAGGAAAGGGAUUUCCAUUCCUUUUCCAAGCCAUCAAAGACAGCAUCAACCUGCGUCACACAACAAACCUGAUAUUCAGCUUGUGUAGAUACAAUGUGAAGCUAGCAGAAAACAUAAUCUCGUUGUUAAUGUCAUCAGUGCAGAAACUGCCACCAGAGCAGUCUCAUUCAUUCUUCAAGUUGCUGUCCAUGUUGACCGAGAUGCAGGGGGGUCCGCCCGGUAUGCCAUCCUUCACUAACCUCACUCUGGCGCGCAUCUGGGAGGCUGCUGAGUAUAACGCUGCUCUUUGUAUAGACUGGCUGACUUGUAUGGCGCCUAAAAACAGAAUGGCUCACCAAUGGGUUUUGGAUAACAUGGACAAAUGGGUUGAGAAGUAUCUUAUAGCGGACAACAGCCUGAGAAUUCGAAAUGCUUCUGCGUGCUUGCUUGUAAGCCUUGUUCCUAACAACCACUUCAGACAAGGAUUCAGAUCAAGAAGUUUUUCUGCUCCGCACAAGGAGAUGGUGUUGAGUAAGGAUGCUCUCUCCAUACUCCACGAGAUAUUCAAGAUGUUGCUGAACUUACUUCCAAGAGCCAGGAAAUAUUGUGAUCGCAACAUCCAUGGCACCACAAAGCUUGUCAGCUAUUUCGCUGUGUUGAACUACUGCCUGGUGUCACGAACCGAGAAGGAAAUGUUCACACCGUUUUGUACAGAGUUAUGGCGACUGUUUCAUCCGCUGAUGUCGGAACCAAACAUUCCUGUACAUCCUAAUAAACAGGCCUUGUUAAUCUUCUGGUUUCACGCUUGUAUCGGCUGCGAGCAGAACAUCGACUUCAUCACUGAAAGCAGCAAUGUGGCUGCCAACAUUCCUCUCAAUUACAUCCUCUCCAGCGAUGAACCGGAAGUGGUGACGUUUAACAGGAACGUACUUCCGGCGUAUUACGGUCUGCUGCGGUUGUGUUGUGAGCACUCUCGGUCAUUCACGCGCCAACUCGCCGUUCACUCCAACAUGAAGUGGGCUUUUGAGAAUCUCACGAUUCGUAUGAACCAAUACCCGCAGGCAGUUGAAGAGCUGUUCGGUCUCAUGCGACUCUUUGCUGGUCUCACGACGCCUGACUCGUCAAAAGAGAAAAGCAAAGAAGACGAAGCUGUCGAGGCAACGUUCAGAAGAGACACCAUUAUACUGUACCAGAACUGUUUGGACGGAGGAGCAUCCUGGACCACCCUUAUAAGUGCAUACAAGAUCUUACUUCAGACUGAAGAGGACAGAUUAACAGUGGUCGUCAAUCAAGGACUUCUCACCUUGUCAGAUGCGUUCACCACUCUUCACAUGAUGUACCACGAGGCCACGGCUUGUCACGUGACAGGAGACCUGACAGAAGUGUUGAUGAUCUUACAUAACCUGUUAGUGUGCUGUCGGCCUCACAGCAACAAACCAGAUGUUCGCAGCAGCAUUGUAGGAUGGUCUGAGAGAUUUGACGUCGCCCAGAAACUUCUCUCGUUGCUAAAUUCCUACACUCCCAAAGAAGUGAGGCAAUCUUGUCUAGAUGUGCUAAAUGCCAUGCUGGUUUUGUAUCCAAGUGACAUCACCGAAUCACUGAUUCCUAUCAUAAAUGCUUCUCACCAGCACUGGAACAAAACGUCUCCUCCAGGGCUUCUUGGUCCGUACUUUCCUCGCCGUCACUCCAAAGUGAUCGUUAGCAGCAAGUCUGUGGUGCGUCCCGCUGUGCCUGAGCUCAACAUGUUCCUUCAUCCGUCAUUCCUGGACUCGCCAAAGGGUGUGGAGGAGUCGUAUGACGCGGCAGUUACAGAGUACUUUCAACCUUACCAUCACUUUGUCGAUAAACUGCUGCGGUUUGGCUUCAAUCACGACAGGGUGGCCGAUCAAGUCAUCGCUUGCAGUUGUCUUUUAGCAGUAGAAGCCAUUCCUCUUCACUUCACGUUCUUCAGUAAGCUCUGGAUGGAAGUGUAUCAGAAGGCUGGUGAUAAUGCCAAAUACAAGAGUUACCUCCAGCAGCUUUGUCAACAGCCCGAGUUCUUAGAGUACGUGGACCUGAUCUUACUGGAUGAACGAGAAAGUCUCAAUGUGCGAGACAUCUACACCUUCCUUUGCUGUUUCUUUCCGAGGGUAUCGACUCAGGUGCUGGUCAACCAGUGGAAUAACUUGGUGCAAACACUCGUGGCAACGGUGAUUGCUGAUAAACCAGCAGCGGAGAAAGCUAGUGAUGCCGAACUCUGUGCAAUAGCCAAGAGGCUGACUGCGGAGCUACGAGCGAUGUCUCUACUGUUCUCUGUGCGACCGCCGCAGAAGUCUGAUGUCAGCGCGCUGCUGCACCCAAGUCUUGGCGAGCUGCUGGUGGUGUGCCGCAAGUACCAGGCCAAGAAACUGGAGAGCAAAUCACGUCCGCCUACUGAGUCUGAACAGCACCCUCCUGAUCAGCACCAGGAGAAGGAGGAGAAGGAAAAGAACAAGGACAAAGAGAAGGACAAGGACGAGAAGGAGAAAGGCAAGGAGACGGAAGAGUCAUCGACAGCCAAAGCAGACGGAGAUGACGGGCCUCUAAAGAAGAGACGACGAACCCUUGAUGGCGAGGAGCAGGGUGCUGCUAAAGCAGCGACGUCACCAUCCGAUAAACCAGGAACAAGUAAGGAUGAGAGCAGUGCUACAGCAAAGAAAGAAAAAGCCCAAGAAAGCUCUCAGAAACAGUCUCAAAAGACUGGAUCGAUAUGGGGUGCAAGACCGCCCACUGACUGGGUGGAUUCCCUUGUUAAGGCCAUUCAGAGCACCAUCACUAAAGUACCGGCGUAGCUGUUGGAAGUAAAAUAAACACAGAAUGCACAUCAAGAAUUGAAGUAGGCACAUCUAACGGAGGGGAGAACAUAGAUGCACAAGAAAUCGAGAAGUUUUACAUCUCGGCUGUGCGUGGUUUACGCCCGCGGCAGGAUAGAGUGUGAAACAGUCGAGACUGUGAACUGAAGUGUAGAAAAAGAAAAAGUACAGGCAGAUUUGGUUUUAAUUCAGAAGAAAUUGACUUUAGUGAGGUGCUUCGUGGAAAGCGUCCACGAUUUGUACUCUUGUUUUGUUUGGUACUAGGUGCCAUUUGAUCCAUUGAUAUGCCGUCAAUAAUGUUAGGGCGUCUCCAUAUGAACCUAGUAAGCGAGCUGGCCUGGUUAAAGUUGUCCUACCACAUUCCGUUUUGUUCGUCUAAGAUAACAGGCUGGGCUGGACGAUGUCUCCCUUUGAACACCUCUUUCCGGCUGCCAAACUGAAGGAUUUUUCGACUUAAAAACUUGCUAGAAGGAAAAUAGAAAUAUUUCCAGAAUAAAGCGAGACAAAAUUUGCCUCGGCUAGUUAACCGGCCACCAGUCCUGUAACAAAGCCCUAUUUAAUGGUAGUAAUAAACUGGAAAACAGUAUUUCUACUACCCCUAUUUGAGCCCUAGCUAAUGAAAGGUUUCUGCUUCACGGGUAUAUUAAUGAUCGACCAUUACUGUAAAGGUGAUUGAAGUUGUGCAUUUUUUUUUCUUUCGUUUCUUCUCUCAGGGAAGUCAAAGGAAUGUGUCGACUUCAUAUAAGUUCCAAUAUGGGGUCUUAAACGUAGAUUUAGAUGAACACAAUAAACUUUCUAUGAAAAAGGA